GAGUAAACAACGCGGCGAGGAGGAAGAAGGAGGAAGAGACCUUUCCACAUCUCAGGCAGUCCUGCUUGACGCGCCGAGUCUGAUUUUACGCACAGGGGAGCGCGCAGGUUUUGUCGUAAAGCCUUAAAGUUAUUUAUAAUAACUUUAUUAGUCACACAUUAGGAGCCGACACAAGUAAACUUAUUUCGUAUUUUAAUCUACGUUUUCAGUGCCUGAGUGACACAUUUCCUUUGCUUAGUGCGUAAUUGUGACUCCGUAUUUUUAUUUUAUUUUUUUGUAACAAAAUGACAUUGUGACAUUUACAAUUGCGGUCCAUUUGCCAAUGACGACAGUCAACAUUAAAGCGCGCCCGGCCCGAGAUAUACAGGGGAAGAACGUCAGACAUAGAUCGAGAGAGACGCGGGCCACUUUUGACUAAAAAGUGCGCCCAAGUGUCUCGCAUCAAGAGUGUCCCUCUCGUCCGAGUUUCCGCUGAGCUGAGGCCGGCGGCGCUGACAUGCUGCCCAAAGUCGAGACUGACUCGCUGGGACUCUCUCGAUCGUAUGGGGAACAGGGACACAUGCCAAGAAACGUGCAAGUUCCACAAUUAAAAAUGAUGGACUACUCAUAUGACGAAGACCUGGACGAGAUGUGUCCCGUGUGUGGAGACAAGGUUUCAGGAUACCACUACGGACUCCUCACCUGUGAGAGCUGCAAGGGCUUCUUCAAGCGCACGGUCCAGAACAACAAGCGCUACACAUGUAUUGAGAACCAGAGUUGCCAGAUUGACAAGACCCAGAGGAAGCGCUGCCCAUACUGCCGCUUCCAAAAGUGCCUCACUGUCGGCAUGAAGCUGGAAGCUGUGCGAGCAGAUCGCAUGCGAGGAGGACGCAACAAGUUUGGCCCCAUGUACAAACGUGACCGGGCCCUCAAGCAACAGAAGAAGGCGCUGAUCCGAGCUAACGGCCUGAAAAUCGAGGCCAUGAGCCAGGUGAUGCAGGCUGUCCCCACCGACCUCACCAUCUCAUCGGCCAUUCAGAACAUUCACUCAGCUGCCUCCAAGGGCCUGCCACUGAGCCAUCACGCUGGCCACCACACCAGUCACCACCAUCACCAUCACCAUCACCAUCAUGCCACCGCCUUACCCCCAACAGACUAUGACCGCAGUCCUUUCGUCACCUCACCCGUCAGCAUGGCAAUGCCACCGCACGCCGGCAGCUUGCAGGGCUACCAAACAGCCUACGGACACUUCCAAGGCACACGCACCAUUAAGUCUGAGUACCCAGAUCCAUACACCAGCUCCCCCGAAUCCAUCAUGGGCUACGCCUACGUUGAUGCCUACCAGUCGGGCUCGCCGCCCAGUUUCCCCCACUUGAUCGUAGAGCUGCUCAAGUGUGAACCGGAUGAGCCUCAGAUUCAAGCAAAGAUCCUGGCCUACCUGCAGCAGGAGCAGGCCAGCCGGGGCAAGCACGAAAAGCUCAACACCUUCGGUCUCAUGUGCAAGAUGGCCGACCAAACGCUCUUCUCCAUCGUGGAGUGGGCUCGCAGCAGCAUCUUCUUCCGUGAACUCAAGGUUGACGAUCAGAUGAAGCUUCUGCAGAACUGUUGGAGUGAACUCCUCAUCCUCGACCAUGUCUUUAGGCAAGUGGUGCACGCCAAGGAGGGCUCCAUUUUAUUGGUCACUGGCCAGCAGGUAGACUAUGCAGUGAUCGCAUCGCAAGCCGGGGCCACCCUCAAUAAUCUCUUGAGCCACGCCCAGGACCUGGUGGCGAAAUUGCGUUCUUUGCAAAUGGACCAACGGGAGUUUGUCUGUCUGAAAUUCUUGGUCCUCUUCAGUCUUGAUGUGAAGAACCUGGAGAACUUCCACCUUGUAGAGAGCGUCCAGGAGCAGGUGAAUGCGGCGCUGUUGGACUACGUCAUGUGUAACUACCCGCAGCAAACGGACAAGUUUGGUCAGCUGCUUCUGCGGCUGCCAGAGAUUCGAGCCAUCAGCCUGCAAGCCGAAGAAUAUCUUUACUACAAGCACCUGAAUGGCGACGUGCCCUGCAACAAUCUGCUCAUUGAAAUGCUCCACGCCAAGAGAGCUUAGGAGGGGAACUGCACUACCGGCAACGCAGCUGCUGCAUGGACACGAGGAGUCAGGCCGCAGCCCCAAAUCUUCUACUUUUAUUUAAAUCCACCUAGCCCUGAGUCAAUUGCGUGAAGAAUGGCAGAGUAAAACCUCGAGAACUUUGAACAAAAAAAAAAAAAGAAAAAUACACAAACUGAGCGUGCGCGCAUAUGAACGAGGGGAAAGAAAUGCAGACACAUGACACAAAGAGGAACACUUGAACUAAAUAAGGACUCACUGUUUAUUACCACAGUGACUCUAACAAAGGACGAUUGCUUUUGGGAACGUGGAGUUGUGUUUAAACUUUUCUUUUAGCUCUGGUUGGUACUGUACAGACGGCAUUCAUGUGGUCAACCAAAGCGGACUCUUACCUGCGAUCACUGAACUCAUCGAUACGGCAGUGGCAGCUUGACCUGACCAAAAAUGUGAGAAAUGACUGUUGAAAAAGAAAAGACCCGCAAUGGAAUGCCCCUCAGUGAUCAAAACAGUCCUAGUUCAGUAACAGAAAUAAUUUGGAGGGUCACCUUAUGUGACCCCCCCCCCCCCCCACCCCCGAGUCCUUUUAUUAAACCAUGUACUUCAUUCAGAAGAUCGAAUGUUAAAAACAUAUAGUUAAUAAUAUCAGCUAAAACGAUUGUGUAUUUCCAUUUUUCUUGCAAAAAAAAAACACCCUUAAUUUUACAAUUUUACUACAAAAAAAAAUGGAACGAGACAACCUGUGGUUUUGGAUGUGGUUCUAGCCAGCCUUUGCCCAGGAAGACCAAAGCUUGCUGCAGAAGAAGGAAAUGACACGAAACCUUUAUAAUCAGUAUUAUUUCAUAAAAGAAAAUUCCAAAAAAAAAAAGAAAAAAAAGAAAAAAAGGAAAACAUAUAUUGUGAUGUCACAGUUAUGUGAGUCUUGCCUUAUUUCAUUACCAUGCUAGCUAACUGCAGAUGUGAAUGAAAAUAUGUACAAAUAUAUAUAUAUAUAUAUAUAAAGUAUUAAUGUUGGAAAAUAAAAAAAAAAACAAGAAUUGCGGGUGUUUACAUUCAUGUGGUAAUAUGGGAGACAACUGUGAUGACGCAUUAAUUGCAAAGCAAUGAUUUCCUAAAAAAAAAAAAUGACAUAAUCGACAUGGGGAAAAAAAUUGGUUGCUUUCUUUAUUGUUGUUGUGCGUACAGUGUUUUUAUUUGACUUUUAAUCAGUACUUAAAUUAUGUCGUGAGACACUAAAAUCAUUGGGGAAUCACACAUAAAAUAUUAAUUUCUACGUCUACUGGCAUUGAAACAUCUCUGUGUCUGUUAAGUAUUGCUGUAUAGGUUUUAGUUUCUUGGUCCACUUUUUUUUUGUACAACUUUUAUUCAUUAUUUACAGUGCUUUACCUUUUUGAUGUACAGAAUGUCACUGGUUACACGUAAUAAUGAAGAUAAUUUAUUGCGUCUAUUGGUUUCCAUCUUUGUGUUACAUGACGUUAAGGUUUCGGCGCCACAAUAAAUUUGUCUACUGUAGAA
Hippocampus zosterae (dwarf seahorse) is the source of this 3580-nucleotide messenger RNA. It is a transcript of the gene nr5a2, whose product is annotated as nuclear receptor subfamily 5, group A, member 2. The record is from RefSeq and is a predicted model, not a curated record. The transcript has 7 exons. Gene Ontology annotation, biological process: regulation of transcription by RNA polymerase II; tissue development; hormone-mediated signaling pathway. Lineage: Eukaryota; Metazoa; Chordata; Actinopteri; Syngnathiformes; Syngnathidae. Gene Ontology annotation, cellular component: RNA polymerase II transcription regulator complex. Gene Ontology annotation, molecular function: RNA polymerase II cis-regulatory region sequence-specific DNA binding; nuclear receptor activity; zinc ion binding. The coding region runs from base 497 to 2068 and encodes 523 amino acids.